CAUAUCGGAAGUAAAAUUUUCCGCUAAUUUUUCGUGUUGGCCGGGAGUUUAAUACCUAGUGUGCCCACCCGAGGUGUUGACCGAGCCGAUACACUUCUGUCUGAUGUGUGAACACGCCGCUGACAGUCUUUUAAACACAGUUACAAACUCUCUGACUGAGUGCAGCAACAAUGUCUCGUUUUAAAAAGGUGGACUCCCUGGCGGGCUUCAGGACGGAGAAGCCGGAGCCCACCGUGCCUUACGGACUGCUGAAGGCAGCCAGGAAGAGCGGCCAGCUCAACCUGUCCGGCCGGGGGCUCACUGAAGUUCCUCAGGAUGUGUACCGUCUGAACUUGGACACACCAGAGGAGGCCAACCAGAAUCUGUCGUUUGGAGCGUCAGAUCGCUGGUGGGAACAGACCGACCUCACCAAACUGCUGCUCUCAUCCAAUCAGCUCACAGUGUUAUCUGACGAUAUCAGACUACUACCUGGACUCACUACACUGGACCUCCAUGACAACCAGCUGAGCAGUUUACCCAGCACUUUGGGAGAACUGGAGCAGCUACAGCAACUACGACUCAGUCACAACAAGCUGAGUGUGUUGCCGGUGGAGGUGUGUACUCUGAAGAACCUUCGCAGUCUGACACUACAGCAGAACAUCCUGGAAACCCUGCCGGACGAACUGGGACAGCUGGAAAAUCUGACUGAGCUGGUCCUGUCCAACAACCGCCUGAAGUGCCUUCCCUCCAGCCUGGGGAACCUAACCUGUCUGCAGACACUAGACCUGUCUCACAACAUGCUCACCUGUCUGCCUGACAGCCUCACCAAGUUGGCAAAUGUCAAAGUGCUCGACUGCAGCAAUAACCAGCUGACCGGUGUUCCAGCCAGCCUGUCAGAGAUGGUCGCUCUGGAGCAGCUCUACCUCAGACACAACAAGCUCCGCCUCCUCCCAAAGCUCCCUGCCUCCAACCUGAAGGAGCUGUAUCUCGGUAACAACCAGAUAGAGGUGCUGGAGGUGGAGAACCUGGCCGGCCUGGCAGCCAUUUCUCUUCUGGAACUCCGAGACAACAAGAUCAAAGACCUUCCUGAACAGAUCACCUUGCUCAGCACACUGUCACGCCUCGACCUCACCAACAAUGACAUCGCCAAUCUUUCAGCCUCUGUCAGCUUACUGCCCAAUCUGAAGAUGUUACUCUUGGAGGGAAACCCAUUGAGAGGAAUUAGGAGAGACCUGCUCACUAAAGGAACCAACGAGCUGCUGAAAUAUUUAAGAGGGAGAAUUAAGGAAGAGCCUGAGAGAGCAGAUGAAACUCCCACGGCCAUGACGCUGCCAAGCCAGGCCAGAGUCAACGUGCACAACAUCAAAACUCUCAAAGUGCUGGAGUACAGUGAGAAGCAGGCAGAGAAUAUUCCAGAUGAGACGUUUGAUGCUGCAGCAGGUGAAGCCAUUGUCACUGUUAACUUCAGCAAGAACCAGCUGACCACCGUGCCCCCCAGACUAGUGGAGUUCCAGUCUUCAGUGUCAGAGGUCAAUCUGGGCUUCAACAGACUGAGCUGCUGCUCUCCUGACAUCUGCAAGUUACUGCAGCUCACACACAUAGACCUCAGGAACAACCAGCUGAGUGAUCUGCCAUCUGGACUGGAGAACCUGACUAAACUGCGCUCAGUUAUACUCAGUUAUAACAGGUUCAAGUCCUUCCCUGAUGUCCUGUAUCAGAUCGUUUCCCUGGAGACGGUGCUGCUUGCCAACAACCAGGUGGGCAGCGUGGACCCCGGCUCUCUGAAGCGAAUGGUCCAUCUGUCAACUUUGGACCUGUCAAACAACGACCUGCUGAACAUACCGCCUGAACUGGGACUCUGUACAAGCCUCAGGUGUCUGAGUCUGGAGGGGAACCCUUUCCGGACUCCGAGAGCAGCCAUCGUGGCCAAAGGAACUGAUUCUCUGUUGGAGUACCUCCGCAGCCGAAUCCCCACAUAAUCCCCCACACUAAUCCUGACCCUGACGCCAGCCCAGGCAGGGCCAGAGCCACGAUGGAAAGUUAUUGUUCUUGGGAUGAGGCAUCAUUUGUUUAUGUUUGACUGAACAUUGCACAUGAAAAAGGCAGUGUCCACACUAAGCCGGGUACAUCUGAAAAUGCAGUUUUGGUGGUCUAUCCACACUAAACCAUUGUAUUCAGAUCAUUUUCCAAAAGCCCACCAUCCACACUGAAAUGCCUCAAAAUGUUUAAAGGGGUAAACAAGCUAAUGAGAGUUGGCCCCAGCUGGUUCUUCACAACUGGGCUUCAUCAAAAGUCAACCAGUUAUUUAGAAAUUCAAAUUUGCAUCAGCCCUCCAGUGUUUAAACAGCCCUAUGGGGCAGCAGCCAUUGUUAGUGCUGGAGAGAAGCACAGGGCCACCAACACCACCAGCCAAUCAGCAGCCAGAGGCUCAUUUAUAAUGAAUGAAUGUCUCCAGAACAGCUUGGGAGAUUUAAAUAAAACGAUCCCUGGAAAACAGGUAAUCUCAAUUAUUGCCUCACAGUUGUGUUUUUAGACAACAGAAGACAACAGUUAAUCAUAAAAUUGGGAAGAAAAAAAAAUGAAAAAACCCUCAGCUGUUAAGCAUGAGCAGAUCAAAUGACCAUCCCUUGUCAGCAUUUUCAAAAAUCUGUUUUUUACUUGUGGAAAACAAUGCUUCAGUGUGAACAGAAGGGCAAAAACGGGGGAAAAGGAUGCAGUUUCAGAUUUGCCUGGCUUAGUGAGGACAUGACCCGAGGCCUGGGGUUCAAACAAGGGGCCAUCAAUCAAGGUUGUGUGACAGACAAAAAACCAAAGUGGAUACAGAGAGAGCUUGCCAUGCCACCGUAACACACCAACAGUCACUUGUUCAACAUGGGAGUUCACCUGUCAUGUUAACACGCAUGUACCCCAAACCAGGUUUCUCUCCCUGCAUGGAAACACAGCCGGUGGUUGUUCAGUGCCCCCGCUGUGCUCCUUGUUUCUGUGUUGUUUACAUGUCUGAACAGCCACAGUUCAGAAAAAAGCCUAAUAGGUAACGCCGGUAUAAUUUUAGCUUUUCCUGUCACCAUUAAUGCCCAUGAAACAUCUACCACAGGUUAGCCCAAACAGUGCAGGAUUGCAGGGCUUUAAAUAACACGUGUGUGUGUGUGUGUGUGUUUUUUUGCCAACAUGACUGGUCGGUCAGCAGUUGGGUUCAGAGGGGCGUAUCUACCUGUUAUCUGUUUGGUGGGUCACCAUGCAUUUUGCUGACAACAUUCAUGUUUCCUUAAGAAUCAAAUCUGUGCUAUUUGAGGAACCUAUAGGACCCUCUCUGUAGCGCCACCAACAGGCAGAUUUUAUCUUGACAACUAAAGUGUCAAAAACUACUUUAGCAUCACCAUUAAAUUUGGUGACCACCUUCAUGUUGCCUAGAGGAGGAAACCUGUCAGUUUUGGUGAUCUUUUCUCUUGUGCCACCAGCAGCUGAAAUCUGUUGAGCUUCUCCAGAUUAAUUUGUUGGACUGCCAUGAAAGUUGGUGAGAACAUUCAUUUUGGCCAGAGGAUCAAACCUGGUCAUUUCAUCGUUGCUUUGACGCCACCAGCAGGCCCAGCAGAGCAUCUGCAUGAGAAGUAACAUGCUUAUGAUCACAACUGGUCAUUUUUUCAAUGAUUGCUGACUAUGUACCCAAUUUACCUUUUAAAUAAUUCAAACAUCCAGGUGAGAUACAUACCUCAAAUCCUCUGCUGCUUUGCAUUUGUGACAAUUUCUUUACGAGUCAUGUUUAAAUGUGGUUUGGAAAAAAAAAAAAAAAAAAACACACUUUCUUCAGAGACUGUGUUCUGACAGACAGAUCUGCUCUGUUUUGUGGGUUUCUGAGUGCAAACAAAGCAGUACAUUCAUGUGUUGUUGAUAGAUAAAUUUGAACAUUCUUUCUGCAUGGUAAUCAGACAGAUUAUCUUAUUUUUUUAAACAGGAAGAAGCCAAAUCCAAAUAAUCCUUUUUCACAAUGCCCAUGUUUAUGUAUUUUUUAUCAUCUUGGUGUGGUUUUUUGAUAAAAGCCAUGCUGUUUUGACAGCAGGCUUUGAAGUCUUGGGUGUCAGAGCUGCUCAUCAGCAUAUGAAUGCACCACAAGGAGGUAGACUUUUCAAUUCAGUGUGGGCAAGAAACUGCCACAAUAUCGUAAUUUUGACAAAAAAACAACAAAAAAACCAAACCAAAACAAAACAAACAUGGGCAGGAUGUUCACUGUGAUCGAUUAGCAAUCUCAAGUUUUAAGUAUGAUGAUUGAUUGAUUGAUGAUUUAUUACUAAAAUUAAUGGAAACAGCUGCUUCCUGGAAGGUAGGAAAAGCACAUUCAAACAUCCAAAGCAGUAUGGUAGGCUUUGGGAAAUGGUUAUUGGUGAUCUUAAGUCUAAAUGAAUUGUACUAAAGGGGCUAAAUAAUGUGCAAAUAAAUUAAUUAAUUAAUUAAUUUUUUUUUUUUUUUUUUUUUUUACUUCACUACCACCAGACAACUUUGUACACUGCAAAAUGAAGAGAAAAUUUUAAAGUCUACGUUUAAAUAGUCUCAUUAAACUUAAAACUACAAUACACAUUGAAAAUAAUGGACUAUGUUAGUUAAGGCAGCAAUCCAUCUACGCCACCAGUUUGAAUGGAUUUUUGAAAUGAAUUCGAGACUUCCACAAUGCAGGGCGAACCUGUGGUCCAACGAGAUGGUCACAGCUUCUGACUGGCAAAUACACAUAACGGACAGGAAUCAAACUAGAAUUACACUGGAGUUAACCUUUAAAUGAUACUUUCCUCCCCUUUGCAAAGGGAAAGCGAAAGAAAUGACUAAUCAACUCAGCCGUGCAAACCAAUCAGCCACAGUUUGACCGAAAAACUUGUGGUUCAUGACUUGUGUAAUUUUGUGAGUGUGUAUUUGUUGUUGUAUGCAUGGAGCCUCUGAAUAUAUUUGAUGUUUACUAGUUAAUCUGACAGCACUUUCUAUCUUAAUAAAGCCACAUGUUGUUCAUAA
Messenger RNA from Myripristis murdjan (pinecone soldierfish), 4974 nucleotides. It is a transcript of the gene lrrc40, whose product is annotated as leucine rich repeat containing 40. Bases 171 to 1958 code for a protein of 595 amino acids. The transcript is spliced from 15 exons. Gene Ontology annotation, cellular component: cytoplasm. Lineage: Eukaryota; Metazoa; Chordata; Actinopteri; Holocentriformes; Holocentridae. Gene Ontology annotation, molecular function: protein binding. The record is from RefSeq and is a predicted model, not a curated record.